AUGUCUCUAUACGCUAACAACGAAUACAUCAUCUCGACGAACAACUCGAUCAACGAGAACAAAUACAACAGUGAGAAGAUGAAGAACAGCGGCUUCAAGGCGCUAUUGAAGCCACUGUUGAAGAUCAUUAAGAAGUCGACGAAGCGAUCUCCCGCCAAAACGAUCGACACGUGCAUCGAAGACGAGCAGAACUCGCGCAACGAGGCGCUCGAACGCAAGAUCUACAGUGACAUGGAGGCCUGCCAAUCGGCCGCAUUCCUCGUCUGCAACAAGGACGAAUCCUACGAUCUUGUGCCAGUUUCCCGCGAAGAUUUCUACAUCCCAGUCCACUUCGCCCGCACAGACGCCGGCACCUUCUUCUGGACCACCGUCUCCAAGUCCGAAUCUGACUUCGCGGCCGCCCACUGCUACACCGAGUGCCAAACCGCCGAACAACAGUACCCAGUCUACCAAGAUCGCUGGGUGCAAGCUUAA
This is a messenger RNA of Leptosia nina, 474 nucleotides long. NCBI's taxonomy places the organism in Eukaryota, Metazoa, Arthropoda, Insecta, Lepidoptera, Pieridae. The record is from the annotation of a GenBank genome assembly.